Messenger RNA from Brassicogethes aeneus, 423 nucleotides. The record is from the annotation of a GenBank genome assembly. NCBI's taxonomy places the organism in Eukaryota, Metazoa, Arthropoda, Insecta, Coleoptera, Nitidulidae.
AUGGCGGAUACUAAAACAGCUAAUUUAAAGUGCACCGAAAAAUUAAUCGCCAAACCAUGUAAAAGAUGCAAACAUGUAGCUCAAAAUGGACUAAAGUGUGUUAGUUGUGGUGCAGUGUCUCACCAAAGCUGUGUUAAGUUGUUAAAAGACGUGGAAAUCAUAAACUCCGAAGAAUUUAUUUGCUGUGGUGACUUAACCUCUAAUGAUGCAAACCUCUCCAGCUCCACAAAUUCAACGGAAAACUCAUCGGAAACUGUCAUUAACGCCCUGGAAAGCAAUCUAAAUACUCCAGACAGAAUUAUGGAAUCUCUAUUGCGUGAAAAUGCUGUGCUGGAAGCUGAAAAUAGAUUGCUGCGAAGUUUAAUUCAGGAAAAAGAUGAGAAAAAUGACCUUCUACGUGAAAAUUUUGAGAUUAGAAGUUGA